AUGGCGGUAGGCUUACCUUGGUUAUUCUUCUGUCUUUUUGCUUUACAUGGAGCACUUGGAUAUUCCAAAAACAAUUUGGAAGAUAAGAUUGAGAAUCUGGAAAAGAAACUGGAACACAUGUAUGAUAUUGUCACCGAAUUAACAUCAGAAAAUGUGGAUCUUAAAUUCAGAUUGAAGGCUCUGGAGGAUUUGGUGAUCGAUGGAAAACAUUUCGAAAACCGUCAACGUGAGCUUUUCAGAGAGUCUAGGAAUUCAAAUGCUGAGCAAAAAACAAACAAUUCGGAAAACCAAAGUGGCAAGAAUAUAGUUGAACGAAAAAUCCCUGAAUCUGAUAUCAAGAAUGAUAUUUCUUUAAAAAGAAAACGAAUGGUGCCACCGAUAUCCAUACCAACAGGGGUGGUCGCUUUUCAUGCUUAUAUCUCAAAAAACAACAGUGGUCCUCUUGUCACACAUCACAUUGUACAGUUUGAUGUCGUCACAUUAAAUCGGGGCAACGGUUACAACGCUUUUGACGGAAUAUUCAUAGUUCCCGCCAUAGGAACCUACGUGUUCUCGUGGUCUUUUAUGUCUGAUUCUCAGGGUAAUGUUUGCACUCAAUUGAUGAGAAAUGCAGAGAUCCUUUGUACCAGAUUUGCCGACUCAACCACUUUAACAGGCUGGGACUUUGCAACCGGGGUUGUAGUUACUGAUGCUAAUCAAGGUGACCACGUGUAUGUUCGUAUGGGACAAAACUCUUUGGGUAAAGUGCGAAGUGUUGAUCAGAGUACAACUACUUUUUCUGGUUGGCUAUUAUCUUGA
This is a messenger RNA of Magallana angulata, 798 nucleotides long. RefSeq lists its product as uncharacterized. The record is from RefSeq and is a predicted model, not a curated record. The transcript is spliced from 2 exons. Gene Ontology annotation, molecular function: protein binding. The coding region runs from base 1 to 798 and encodes 265 amino acids. Lineage: Eukaryota; Metazoa; Mollusca; Bivalvia; Ostreida; Ostreidae.